Balaenoptera musculus (blue whale) is the source of this 2324-nucleotide messenger RNA. RefSeq names its product aspartyl-tRNA synthetase 1 (gene DARS1). NCBI's taxonomy places the organism in Eukaryota, Metazoa, Chordata, Mammalia, Artiodactyla, Balaenopteridae. Gene Ontology annotation, cellular component: aminoacyl-tRNA synthetase multienzyme complex; cytoplasm; cytosol. The transcript has 16 exons. Gene Ontology annotation, biological process: aspartyl-tRNA aminoacylation. Gene Ontology annotation, molecular function: ATP binding; RNA binding; aspartate-tRNA ligase activity. The record is from RefSeq and is a predicted model, not a curated record. The coding region runs from base 234 to 1739 and encodes 501 amino acids.
AAAAGAGGAGACAUCGGCGCGCAGCCGUCCGCUUUCCAGCACUCCGGGAUCUCGAGAGAACUGCGGUUCUCGCGAUCUUUCCGGAGCCGAUCCUCCACGCGGUGUCCGAGUGCGUGUGCUGUAACAGGAAGGCAGGGAGGGUUCCGACUCUACGGGAGGGAGAAUCCCCUUUGGCCUGCCCUACGGAAGCCUGCGAGGGAGGGCGGCGUUCGCUGCGUAGUCCAGUUGCCCAGAUGCCCAGCGCCAGCGCCUGCCGCAAGAGUCAGGAGAAGCCGCGGGAGAUCAUGGACGCGGCGGAAGAUUAUGCAAAAGAAAGAUAUGGAGUAUCUUCAAUGAUACAAUCACAAGAAAAACCAGAUCGAGUUUUGGUUCGAAUUAGUGACUUGACAGUACAAAAAGCUGAUGAAGUUGUUUGGGUGCGUGCAAGGGUUCAUACAAGCAGAGCUAAAGGGAAGCAGUGCUUCUUAGUCCUACGUCAGCAGCAGUUUAAUGUCCAGGCUCUUGCAGCCGUGGGAGACCACGCAAGCAAGCAGAUGGUAAAAUUUGCUGCCAACAUUAACAAAGAGAGCAUCAUAGAUGUGGAAGGUGUUGUGAGAAAAGUGAAUCAGAAAAUUGGAAGCUGUACGCAGCAAGAUGUAGAGUUACAUGUUCAAAAGAUUUAUGUGAUCAGUUCAGCUGAACCCCGCCUGCCCCUGCAGCUGGACGAUGCCGUUCGUCCUGAGGUGGAAGGAGAAGAGGAAGGAAGAGCUACUGUUAACCAAGAUACAAGAUUAGACAACAGAGUCAUUGAUCUUAGGACAUCAACUAGUCAGGCAGUCUUCCGUUUCCAGUCUGGCAUCUGCCAUCUUUUCCGAGAAACUUUAAUUAACAAGGGUUUUGUGGAGAUCCAAACUCCUAAAAUCAUCUCAGCUGCCAGUGAAGGAGGAGCCAAUGUAUUUACUGUGUCAUAUUUUAAAAAUAAUGCAUACCUGGCUCAGUCUCCACAGCUGUACAAGCAAAUGUGUAUUUGUGCUGAUUUUGAGAAGGUUUUCUGUAUUGGACCAGUAUUCAGAGCUGAAGACUCUAAUACCCACAGACAUCUAACUGAAUUUGUUGGUUUGGAUAUUGAAAUGGCUUUUAAUUACCAUUACCAUGAAGUUGUGGAAGAAAUUGCUGACACUUUAGUACAAAUAUUCAAAGGACUUCAAGAAAGGUUUCAAACUGAAAUUCAGACGGUGAAUAAACAGUUCCCAUGUGAGCCAUUCAAAUUUUUGGAGCCAACUUUAAGACUAGAGUAUUGUGAAGCAUUAGCUAUGCUUAGGGAAGCCGGAAUUGAAAUGGGAGAUGAAGAAGAUCUAAGUACACCAAAUGAAAAACUGUUGGGUCGUUUGGUAAAGGAAAAGUAUGAUACAGAUUUUUAUAUUCUUGAUAAAUAUCCAUUGGCUGUAAGACCUUUCUAUACCAUGCCUGACCCAAGAAAUCCUAAACAGUCCAACUCUUACGAUAUGUUCAUGAGAGGAGAAGAAAUACUGUCAGGAGCUCAAAGAAUACAUGAUCCUCAGCUGCUAACAGAGAGAGCCUUACAUCAUGGAAUUGAUUUGGAGAAAAUUAAGGCAUACAUUGAUUCCUUCCGCUUUGGAGCCCCUCCUCAUGCUGGUGGAGGCAUUGGGUUGGAACGAGUGACUAUGCUCUUUUUGGGCUUGCACAAUGUUCGUCAGACCUCAAUGUUUCCCCGUGAUCCCAAACGACUUACUCCUUAAGGAAACUGUUGCUUUUUAUUCUUUCCAGUACCUGCUAUUAAUCAGGCUGUACCUUAGGUACUUAAAAUAUGCAAUAAAAUAAAUGUCUUAUCCAAAGUGCCACAAUUACUUUCGGACUAAUUCAGUAUAGGUUACUUUAAAAGAGAAGAUUUUUAUAACUUCGGACAUGCUUCAGUAGGAAAUGGUUGAACAUUUUAAUGAAAAAUUCAUAUUGUUAUGUUAAACGUUCAUAUAUUGCAUUACUACAAUAAAUGUUAACAGCAAUUUUAAACAGAUAAUAUUGUGUAAAUUUUCUUUUCUAUAUUGCAGUGGCUACAAUAUUAAUGUCUUACAUUUUCAAUAUUUGGUCUUAUUUUUUUAAAUUCUGACGUUGAGGUAAGAACAAUUUUAGGGGAGUAUCUGAGAUUUUAAUGAAUGUAUAAUUGGCAUAUCAUGGAAAAUUAGGCAGAAAAUAUCAAUUCUUAAAAAUUGUGCUCAGAAAUCAUGUAAAGCAGGUGAGAAUACUGGUUAGAAAAUAUACAAUAUAAUAUUAUAUUAAAUUGUUGAAUAAUCUAAACCUGAAUUUCAAUAAAAUUUUAAAGCUAA